AUGGCUUUCAACAACAGAAUCUCCUCGUUCGGCUCGAACGACAGCGGCUACGAAAGUGGCAUCGUUGAGGUCUUUGAUGAGCCCCGUCGUCCAGCUGUGAAGAACGUCGAUCACGCAAAGGAGCUUGCCAGACACACACAGCAUCGUAUGGCUUCCGAAAUGUCGCGAAGAGACGCCGAUGAUUAUCAGCAAGACAUGCUUGAGCACAUGUUGAAGAUCGACGUUGAGACCGUGCCCGAUGUUGAUGCAAUUGACAUUCAAACCGAGAUUCAAUGGUACAUGAGGCCUUAUCUUCUCGACUUCUUGGUGGAAGCCCACACCGCGUUUCAAUUGCUCCCGGAGACUCUCUUUCUGACGAUCAACCUUCUCGACCGUUACUGCUCCAAGCGAGUUGUCUACAAGCGCCACUACCAGUUGGUCGGUUGCGCAGCGCUCCUCAUUGCUGCCAAGUAUGGAGACAAGAAAGAGAAGGUCCCCACUAUCAAAGAGCUCAAGUCCAUGUGCUGCUCGCUUUACGAUGACGACAUGUUCUUGCAGAUGGAGUGGCAUGUUCUUUCGACCCUCGGCUGGACCAUCGGACACCCAACUGUUGACGCGUUCAUGCGGUUGGCUGUCAAGUACAACAUCUACGACCCCGAGGCGGAAAGCUUGACACUGUACAUCCUGGAGAUUGCCCUCUACCACAGAGACUUCGUGUCGAAGCAGUCACACACCCUUGCUCUUUCGGCUCUCGUCCUGGCAAGACACAUCCUGGGUCGGCCCCAAGCUCGUUCCACUGAGUUUGCUUCUCACUUCUGCAGCACCACCGUCAUGGAACUCUUGCAGAAAGUGCAUGAUCCAUCUGGGAUUUUGUCACGCAAGUAUGCAUCGGUCCGCUACUCAGGUGUCUCUCGAGUUCUCACCGACUUCCUUGCACGCAAGGCUGCCAUGUCUACGGCCCGGGUUCCCUUGACGCCAACAUAUGAAGUCACUCCUCCUUCAGCAGCCAUCAAAGCUUCUGGGCCUGAGUAUUUCCAAACCUACGCCACCCCACAGAAGCCUCAAUUCCCCGCCCUCGUCCAGCAUGGUCUCUACACUCCUCCCAUCACUCCUGAGGGUGACAUGUUCGGCGUGACACAGAAGAACUUCAGUGCACCAAACCAGUACGCCCCGCCCACACCAACUCCCGGUCAAGUCAGUCAGCAGUACGCCUCCUAUGCUCCGGGAACCCAAGCAUGGAGUAGUGAAUCUUAUUGA
This is a messenger RNA of Cladophialophora yegresii CBS 114405, 1236 nucleotides long. RefSeq lists its product as uncharacterized. NCBI's taxonomy places the organism in Eukaryota, Fungi, Ascomycota, Eurotiomycetes, Chaetothyriales, Herpotrichiellaceae. Gene Ontology annotation, biological process: mitotic cell cycle phase transition; regulation of cyclin-dependent protein serine/threonine kinase activity. Gene Ontology annotation, molecular function: cyclin-dependent protein serine/threonine kinase regulator activity. Gene Ontology annotation, cellular component: cytoplasm; centrosome; nucleus. The coding region runs from base 1 to 1236 and encodes 411 amino acids. The record is from RefSeq and is a predicted model, not a curated record. The transcript has 2 exons.